CGUUACGAAUUCGCGACUCUUUCAUCGCGAAUCAAAAUUGGAAAAAUAGCCACCGUAACUAAUUAGAACUGUUGAUAAAUUGUCAGCGUGAUUGCAUUGUUGGUGCAAAGAAAUAUCCGCUUCCUGGCGACUUUAAUUGGCCGCUAUCACGAUGACCACAGCUCGUGACCACCAAACCCUCCUCCACUCCAAGACGAUUCAGACAAACGCACGGACGAUUUACAUUUAGAAAGUGUUAUCUCUCCACGCAGGUGAAGCAACGCGAUGACAACUGAUUUUAAUUGUCGUACAAAUAACAGUGAUAAAGUGCGAAAAUGGCCAGGAUUUUUGCCAAGCCGGGGACUAUAGACGAGUCGGAGGAAGACGAGUUUGGGAGGUCGGACGAUGUCAAGUUUAAAAUUGGGGGUGAUUCCCCCUUGCUCACUAGGGGUUUUACCCCGCUUUCGGGGGGUGUUCCAAGCCUGGCUAGGAUCUCAACCUGUAAUAGCUCCCUCACGCACGUGCCAGGGUUCAGGCAGGAUGGCUCCAGAAAGUCCUUCCGCCCUGGAGCCGUCCGCAAAAUCCGGCGUCGAGCCGUGUUCAAAAACGGCGACUGCAACGUUCUACAAUCCCGCAUUUCAAAGCGCGGCCUCCGCUUCCUGCAGGACAUUUUCACAACCCUUGUGGACAUCCAAUGGCGUUGGACGCUCAUAAUUUUCGCGUUGGCAUUUUUCGUGUCUUGGCUCGCUUUCGCCUUAAUCUGGUGGCUGAUAAUGUUCACACAUGGGGACCUGGAGGACGAGCACUUGCCCAUGAACCAGGCCGAGUCCAACUGGACCCCGUGCGUCCUCAACAUCCACAGCUUCACCUCGUGCUAUCUCUUCAGUAUUGAGACCCAACACACCAUCGGCUAUGGUGUGAGAACCACGACUGAAGAGUGUCCUGAAGCUAUAUUUAUUAUGUCAAUGCAAAGUAUCAUCGGAAUGAUGAUUCAGGCCUUCAUGGUGGGGAUAGUUUUUGCGAAAAUGACACGCCCGAAGUUACGAACCCAAACUUUGCUUUUUUCUCGCAAUGCUGUGAUUUGCCAAAGAGAGGGUCAUUUGUGCCUCAUGUUUAGGGUUGGAGAUAUGAGGAAAAGCCACAUUAUUGGGGCCAGUAUCAGGGCACAGUUGAUAAGGGCGCGUAAAACCAAAGAAGGGGAAGUUCUGAGCAAUUAUCAAACUGAGCUGAGUGUCACAGCUGAUGGGUGUGAUAACAAUUUGUUCUUCAUUUGGCCGAUGACUAUCACACAUAAAAUCGACGAAGAGUCGCCGCUUUAUCACCUCUCGGCUAGUGAUAUGUUGCAGGAUAAGUUCGAGAUUGUGGUGAUUUUGGAAGGAACGGUCGAAAGUACGGGGCAAACGACCCAAGCCAGGUCUAGUUAUUUGGCCACUGAGAUUUUGUGGGGCCACCGCUUCGAGCCUGUCGUCUCGUACAACAAAGACCGUCAAGGCUACGAAGUGAAUUACUCGAAAUUCGAUAACACCUAUCCAGUCGACACCCCCUUGUGUUCGGGGGCCGAACUCGCCGAGUUUUACAAGUUACAAGACGUACCUGAGCCGAAGGGAUUGCCUGAUAAGAGGGUGGAGGAUCGGGUUUUGAGACCGCCUCCACCGAUUAAUAGGGACGAAGGUCCAGCAAGGACUAAUUAUUCGUAUGAGGGAUAUGACGAGGAUUUGUUGGGAGGAGUCAAUGCCAGUUACGUGUAAUUUAUUAAAAGAUUUGUUAACUUAUUGCUUGCAUAAGUUUGUCAAAUCACGUCUCGAGUGUUAUUUAUUCUGUACCUUUGAUUUUUUAGUUUUUAUUAGUUGCCACAUUAACUGUAAAAAUGUGAAAACGGAAAAAUCGCAUAAAUAAAGAAUUUUAAAAAGAAAAA
Messenger RNA from Tribolium castaneum (red flour beetle), 1894 nucleotides. RefSeq names its product G protein-activated inward rectifier potassium channel 3. The coding region runs from base 315 to 1727 and encodes 470 amino acids. Gene Ontology annotation, molecular function: inward rectifier potassium channel activity. Lineage: Eukaryota; Metazoa; Arthropoda; Insecta; Coleoptera; Tenebrionidae. Gene Ontology annotation, cellular component: plasma membrane. The transcript is spliced from 5 exons. Gene Ontology annotation, biological process: potassium ion import across plasma membrane; regulation of monoatomic ion transmembrane transport. The record is from RefSeq and is a predicted model, not a curated record.